Molecule: messenger RNA, 4190 nt
Organism: Sceloporus undulatus (fence lizard)
Lineage: Eukaryota; Metazoa; Chordata; Lepidosauria; Squamata; Phrynosomatidae
Gene: VEZF1
Product: vascular endothelial zinc finger 1
Exons: 9
Coding region: 377-2101 (574 amino acids)
Biological process (GO): regulation of transcription by RNA polymerase II
Cellular component (GO): nucleus
Molecular function (GO): RNA polymerase II cis-regulatory region sequence-specific DNA binding; DNA-binding transcription activator activity, RNA polymerase II-specific
Source: RefSeq, a predicted model, not a curated record
GGGGAGGUUUAGCGGAAGCUCCUCCGCUGCCAUGUUUGAGCCUCCUCCUCCUCCUCCGCGAUAGAAGGAGCCAAAGCAGCCGCCUUUCGGGGCUUUGUUGUCGGCUCCAUGUAGCGGCCAGGCCCCGGCGGAGGAGGAGGAAGGGGAGGCCGAGGAAUAACGGGGGGAUAAGCGGGGAAAGGAGGGGUGAAAAACAGCCUCCAAAAUCCAGGCCUUCGAGGAGGAGGAGAAGGAGAAGAAGGUUUAAUCAUCUAGGCCUGGCUUUGAUCUUUUAUCUUUUUAAUCUUCACAAUUUAUAUAUAUAUAUAUUAUAUUAUAUAUAUAUAUUUCUCAUAAAAGGGGCUUUAUUUCCUUCUUUUUGUGUUUAUUCGCCGCAAUGGAAGCCAAUUGGACCGCGUUCCUCUUUCAGGCUCACGAAGCGUCACACCACCAACAGCAAGCGGCGCAGAACAGUUUGCUGCCCCUCCUGAGCUCUGCAGUUGAGCCCCCUGACCAGAAACCAAUUUUACCCUUGCCGAUAACACAGAAACCUCAGCCACCUCCAGAAACACUAAAAGAUGCCAUUGUCGGGAUUAAAAAGGAGAAACCGAAAACCUCCUUUGUGUGUACAUACUGCAGCAAGGCCUUCAGGGACAGUUACCAUCUGAGGCGCCACGAGUCCUGCCACACAGGGAUCAAGUUAGUGUCACGGCCAAAGAAAGCUCCUGCCACAAUGGUACCCCUAAUCUCGACCAUCGCGGGUGACAACAGCCGGACAUCGCUGGUUUCGACCAUUGCAGGCAUCUUGUCAACGGUCACUACGUCUUCCUCUGCCACCAAUCCAAGCAGCAGCGCUGGUGCCACGGCCAUGCCAGUGACGCAGACAGUGAAGAAGCCCAGCAAGCCGGUCAAAAAGAACCAUGCCUGCGAGAUGUGCGGCAAGGCCUUCCGCGAUGUCUACCACCUCAACAGGCACAAGCUGUCCCACUCGGAUGAGAAGCCCUUUGAGUGCCCAAUUUGCAACCAGCGUUUCAAAAGGAAGGAUCGCAUGACCUAUCACGUGAGGUCUCAUGAGGGUGGCAUCACCAAACCCUACACCUGUGGUGUUUGUGGAAAAGGCUUUUCGAGGUACCAUGUAGAAAAUCCCAGGCCUGAUCACUUAAGCUGUCAUGUCAAACACGUGCACUCCACAGAGAGGCCCUUCAAAUGCCAAACCUGCACAGCUGCCUUUGCCACCAAAGACAGGCUGCGAACGCACAUGGUGCGCCAUGAAGGAAAAGUAUCAUGUAACAUCUGUGGUAAACUUCUGAGUGCAGCAUAUAUUACCAGCCACCUAAAGACUCAUGGGCAGAGCCAAAGUAUCAACUGUAAUACCUGUAAACAAGGAAUCAAUAAAAAAUUUGGAUUUUUCAAGCAAGAAAAUCUACACCUGCCUGCUUCAUGCAUGAAUGAAGAGAGCAACAGCCAGAAGCAGCAGCAACAGCAGCAGCAGCAACAACAACAGCAGCAACAACAACAGCAGCAGACACAACAACAUGUCUCCAACUGGCCUGGAAAACAGGUAGAGACCCUGAGAUUAUGGGAAGAAGCUGUCAAAGCAAGGAAGAAAGAAAGUCAACAGACUCUGAGGCCAACUACAGUCAAGCAAGAAUGUCAGUACAACUUUGAGAAGGCUAUAGAGUACGUACCAUUCGAAGCUGCUAACCUGUGCCAAACCUCCACUGCGGCCACUACGCCUGUGACCCUUUCUACUGCUUUCAAUAUCACCUCCUCGGUGGCAUCGGGAACGAUCACCAAUCCAGUCACCGUGGCUGCUGCCAUGAAUAUGAGAAGCCCCGUCAAUGUCUCGAGCGCAGUUAACAUCUCCAGCCCGAUGAGCUUAGGCCACCCGGUCACUAUAACCAGUCCGUUGUCUAUGACCUCUCCGCUGACGCUCACCACACCUGUCAACUUACCAACUUCGGUAACUGCUCCGGUGAACAUCGCACAUCCAGUCACCAUAACCUCGCCCAUGAACCUCCCGACGCCAAUGACAUUAGCUGGCCCGUUAAAUAUAGCAAUGAGACCCGUGGAGAGCAUGCCUUUCCUUCCCCAGGCAUUGCCCACCUCUCCCCCCUGGUAGAAACAAAGCAAAGCAAAACCUCUCAGCAGUAUUAAAAGAAGAAUGAAAAGCAAGUCCAUACCAGCAAUUAUCUUUUUGUUUUGUUUUUUUAGUUAACAGUGGUUGCGAAACCAGACUUAAUUCCGCUGGGGCAAAAAAUCGUGCGCCAGUUUUGUUUGUGUUUAAAAAGACACUCGAUUUAGCGCGUCACUAUUUAGUUGGCUGGCUGUUGAUCUGUCCCUGGAUUCCUUGGUUUCCUUUAACUUGGCAACGACGUUGAAAGAGAAGAACUAGCGAGAGGUGAAUCCAGUUUAUGUGUAUCUCCUUUUUUUAAAUAAAUAAAUAAAUCGGCAUUAUGAAUAAUCCUAGAAAUCAUGAAUGAAGAAAACGGUUUUAAUCUUAACACUAAUAAUAAGUCUGCAAAUGAGGUCCUCCAUAACUGCAUGGUGGCGAUGGAUCACUUUUUAAUUUGCCAGCUCUGUAUCCCUCCGAUUAAGAAAGUAGAGUCGUAGUGUUUGUUUUUUAAGUAAAUACAUUUCAUGGUCCUAUUUUAUUUUAAUUUUAAUUUUUUUUAAAUGCAUAUUUUUUUGGGAGUAAUUAUGCAUUUUACCUUUUGGGAAUAUGAUGAUUUCAGGCCGAAUUCCCUAUGGGAAAAGUGAUACCAGCUCUGAUAUGCAAAGCAUACGGUGACUUUUUAUCAUUCUGACUUCGAAAUGACGAUAUAGGGAUUGUGACCUGAUAUUUGGAGAUGUAAAUACUUCGUGACAUAUUACCCUAAGGGAAUAAUAGAACAUCAUAAAGUCGACGUAUUUGAAAAGAAAAGAAAAAUGAAAGGACUGUUGUAACGUUUGGAAAAGAACAGCCAUAGCUGGCGAAAGAGGAUUUGGAACCUGCCGAAGAGUGGUCUUGGGUCAAAACCCAGCCGGGACUCUUUUUGAAGAGCAAGCGGUAGGCUUUGGAAAAUGGAAAAACAUAUGCUUUAAGCUGGAAGACUGUAGAGGUGCUGGGGUAAGAUGUGCAUCUACCCCCAUUCUCUCAAUCCGAACCUGCCGACGUUGCGACGGCGAGAGCAGGUGGCGUUCCUUAGAAGUUUUUCUUUUUUUGUCUUAUAAUAUAAAACGGUAUACAGUUUUUAUUCUAACCACUAACUAGCUAGGAUGCCCCUUUCAGGACAAGCCAAGAGUGCAUCUUAAUUUUGUGUUUCCGUUUUGUUUACCUUUUCUUCUCAAUCGAGUGUUUGUGUGCGCUCUCUUCGGUUUUGUAAAUACUUGCAGGAAAAAAAAAACCUCUCCCUCUCAUCAUUUGUACUUUUUUCUUUAGUUUAUUGUGUUAACACAUAGUUAUUGGCUUGUGGGGUUUCCCAGUCGCUGUCUGACCCAUCCGGUGAAGCGAAAAUCCCCACCUUUUUCUUCCCCCCACGAACGGUCACGUUUUUAAAGAAACUGGCAUCAAACCACGCAUCCUUUAUUUCUCUUAUAUCUGUACAUAAAGUAGUAUGGAAAAAAUCUAGGGAAGGGAUUAUUUUUUUUUCCUUUUUAGCCUAUCAUGUCACAGUCACUUUUAAAAUCUUUGCUUUUAAAUCUGUACCCAAAUAAUUGGAAAGGAAAAAAGUGGGGUCAGAACUCUGUUCUUGGAUCAGAACGGAGGUGACGGUGCCGUCGCGGUCGAUAUUUUGGGCUUUUAAAACAAGACGCUGGCAAGCUUUGAGAGGGUUUUGAAAGUCCACCGUUUUUGUGUUUUUAUACCCCUUGUGUCAGUGUAAAAAAGCAGCAUAUUUCGUACUUUUUGAGGCAGACGUCUGGGGGUCAGGAGACGGAUGUCCGGAUUACGUGAAAACGGUUCUAGGGGCUUGGACUACAUAGUAAAAAAUAAAAUAAAAUGGGGAAAAAUAAUAGAACUUAGUGUAAAAUAAUUUUAUAAAUGAUCUUUUGUACCUUAGGACAUCAAAUUGUACAACUUUUGUAUAUAUAAAGCUUAGGAACUUCCUGUGUAGCAAAAAAGAACACAUUCCUACACUUUUAAUGUAUAUGUUUGUUAUAAUGUCAUGUAAACAUAUGCCCCAUGUUUGUGCCUUUUAAUUAGUUUGUCUCAAUAAACAGAAAUGUAGAGA